GAACUAUCCAGCAAUAUGAAGUAUUUUCUCGGAGCUUUAGCCAUACUGGCUGUCCUGUCUCCCCCCACUGCAGCCGCCAGGUUGAGAGAACCAAAGCCCAAGGCCAAUGCCUUUGUUAAAACCCUGAGGAACCUGCACAGAGGUCGUCCGCAAGAGCUAAUAAUGUCUAGAGCCAAGGCUCAAGAGCGCUGGAUCACCCAGAAGUUGGACAACUUUGAUGACAGCAACAAUGCCACUUGGAAGGAUCGCAUCCUGAUCAACGAGAAGCACUUUGUCGAGGGAUCGCCCAUCUUCAUCUACCUUGGCGGCGAAUGGGAGAUCCAACCCUGGGACAUUACCUCCGGCCUCUUGGCGGACAUUACCAAGAAACACACUGGUACCAUCAUCACUACCGAGCACCGAUUCUUCGGCAAGAGCAUUCCCAUAACCCCACUUUCCACCGAAAACCUCCAAAAGUAUCAAAGCGUCAACCAGGCUCUGGCCGACGUCAUCAACGUUAUCAACACCCUGAAAGAGGAGGACAAGUAUAAAAAAUCCAAGGUUUUGAUCGCUGGCUGCUCCUACUCCGCCAGCAUGGCCACCUGGAUCCGUAAACUGUACCCUGACAUUAUUUUGGGCAGCUGGGCUUCUUCGGCUCCGAUAGUGGCCAAGGUAGACUUCAAGGAUUACUUCAAAGUGGUUGGUGAGUCGUACAAGACUCUUGGAGGACAGAGUUGCUACGAUUUGAUCAAGAACGCCACCUCCUACUAUGAGGAUCUCUUCGCAAACGGAAAGGGAGACCAGGCCAAGAAGGAGCUUAACUUGUGCGAAGAGUUCAAUUCUGACAACAAAAGGGAUCGUUGGCAAAUAUUCAGCACCAUUGCCAACAUUUUUGCAGGAAUCGCCCAGUAUCAAGUUCCGGCGAAUAAGGACAUUUCCAACGCGUGCUCGAAGCUAAGGGGCUUCAGCGACGAUGACGCUGAGGCGCUGUCCAAGUUCGUUAACUGGAAAGUUCAUGAAGACACUGGCGAGUGCAUCAGUGCCACCUUCGACGGAACUACAGGAUACUAUGAAUGGUCCAAGGACAACUACGAAGAUAGCGACCUGCCCUGGUUCUUCCAGACCUGCAGCGAGUUUGGAUGGUUCCAAUCUUCCGGUAGCAGUCAGCAACCCUUCGGAUCCUCCUUCCCGUCCAAGCUUUACGAAGACACCUGCAAAGUAGUCUUUGGCUCCAAGUACGACACUGCUGGAAUAAACGCCAACGCCAAGGCAACCAACGCCGAGUUCGGAGGACUGGACAUCGACGUCUCCAACGUAUACUGGGUGCAGGGUGGACUCGAUGGCUGGAAGAAGGUGGGAGCCGGAGUGCCGCAAGGUGCAACCAUCAUUCCACAGGCGGCUCACUGCUCCGACCUUGGUUCGAUCUCCGCCAACGAUAGUCCCGAACUGGUGGCCUCCAAGCAGAAGGUUAUCGCUCUGUACGAUGCGUGGUUGGCGGAAGCCGAUCUUGAAAUUUGAGAGUUUUCGUCUGAGAGAUUUGAAAACUAUCCUCUUUUACCUAUUACGUACCUUUAAGCGGUCUCAAAAACCCU
This is a messenger RNA of Drosophila bipectinata, 1571 nucleotides long. RefSeq names its product putative serine protease K12H4.7. NCBI's taxonomy places the organism in Eukaryota, Metazoa, Arthropoda, Insecta, Diptera, Drosophilidae. Gene Ontology annotation, biological process: proteolysis. The record is from RefSeq and is a predicted model, not a curated record. Gene Ontology annotation, molecular function: serine-type exopeptidase activity; dipeptidyl-peptidase activity.